GCCACCGGACCUUUUUUUUUUUUCCAAGUCCCAACGCCAACGCUGUUGGCGCUCUUCCUUUUGCGUGUCUUCUAUUUUAUAGACCACCUUCGGCUGACUGCUUCACCUCCGCCUUACAGGAAUUUCUUUGUUCUUUUCACCUGAAGCGGUCCGAGGCGGCAGAAGCGAGGAAAUUCUGAUAAUUUUAGGCUGGUUUGAUAAGUUUUAGGGAAGGAGGGGUUGAGGGAAUUUGAGUGAAAUGGUUGGUAAAGAAAACUUGAGGACUGAGGACUUGAACUUGUGCUUUGAAAAACUAAUGAUGCUUGCUGCUGCUGCUGGUGGUGAUGGAAUCGACGUUGGCGCUAAAGGGGUUAAAAUGGAUGGUGGGGUGAUUGCCGGAUGGAAGGACAUUCCUAUGGAGCUUCUCUUGCAAAUUAUAUCGCUUGUUGAUGAUCGAACUGUUAUUGUAGCUUCAGGCGUGUGUUGUGGAUGGAGGGAUGCUAUUUGCUUUGGCCUCACCCAUCUUUCUCUAUCAUGGUGCAAAAAGAACAUGAACAACUUGGUCCUAUCUCUUGCUCCCAAAUUUGCAAAACUACAAACUCUAAUCUUGCGCCAGGACAAACCCCAGCUCGCCGAUGAUGCUGUUGAGACCAUUGCUAGUUACUGUCAUGAUCUGCAGGUCCUGGACCUGAGAAAAAGUUCCAAGCUCAGUGAUCUUUCCCUGUAUGCCCUGGCUCAUGGUUGCCCUGAUCUUGUGAAACUUAAUAUUAGCGGUUGUACUGCAUUCAGUGACACUGCACUGGCUUAUCUGGCCAGUUAUUGCAGAAAGCUAAAAGUUCUUAAUCUUUGUAGCUGUGUCAAGGCUGCAUCUGACACUGCAUUGCAGGCUAUUGGACAAUACUGUAAUAGUUUGCAGUCCGUAAAUCUUGGAUGGUGUGAAAAUGUGAGCGACGUGGGUGUGAUGAGCUUGGCGUAUGGAUGUCGUGAUCUUAGAACCCUGGACUUGUGUGGCUGUGUCCUAAUUACAGAUGAUAGUGUGAUUGCUAUGGCAAAUAUGUGCCCUCAUCUGAGGUCACUUGGGCUCUACUAUUGUCAGAACAUAACAGACAGAGCAAUGUACUCUUUGGCACAUAGCUGUAUAAAGCACAAGCCAACAAAAUGGGGAACAACGGGGAAGGGAAAGAAUGAUGAUGAUGGACUUAGAACGCUUAACAUCAGCCAAUGCACAGCUCUUACUCCCCCUGCUGUUCAGGCUGUUUGUGACUCAUUUCCUGCCCUCCACACCUGCUCCGGCCGCCAUUCCCUCAUCAUGAGUGGCUGUCUAAAUUUGAUGUCUGUGCAUUGUGCUUGUGCAGUCCAAGCUCACCGUGCCCCCUCUGCUUUUCCAUAUCCAGCUCAUUGAACAUGGGAAUAAGUUUUUAGAUUGGUUGCUAAUCUCGAACGACUCUUUUACCCGAAAACCAUGAUGUUGUAUCUGUACAUGUACCUCGGAAUCAAGGGAAUUGGAACAUAUGAGGACUUUGUUCUCACUGUUUUCCCUUUCUUUUCAUCUGUAAAUAUGUAGCUUACGGACAUCAAGAUGCCAACUAUAUUAUCUCCACACAUGCUUGUUUAGAUGUGGAAUGUCUUCAAUUUCA
Molecule: messenger RNA, 1616 nt
Organism: Cucurbita maxima (winter squash)
Lineage: Eukaryota; Viridiplantae; Streptophyta; Magnoliopsida; Cucurbitales; Cucurbitaceae
Product: F-box protein SKP2A-like
Exons: 5
Coding region: 239-1381 (380 amino acids)
Biological process (GO): SCF-dependent proteasomal ubiquitin-dependent protein catabolic process
Cellular component (GO): SCF ubiquitin ligase complex
Molecular function (GO): protein binding
Source: RefSeq, a predicted model, not a curated record